Messenger RNA from Macroventuria anomochaeta, 433 nucleotides. RefSeq lists its product as uncharacterized. The coding region runs from base 8 to 223 and encodes 71 amino acids. The transcript has a single exon. NCBI's taxonomy places the organism in Eukaryota, Fungi, Ascomycota, Dothideomycetes, Pleosporales, Didymellaceae. The record is from RefSeq and is a predicted model, not a curated record.
UGUCGACAUGAACAUAGACGCGGACUCGGAACGUCUAAUUCAAUUCAGACCCAUCUCCCUCUCGACAUUUACCUCUUUUACAGCCUUUGCAACAGGCCCGCUCGUGUGGUGGGCCGUCAAUUCCAUUGAAAGGUGGCGCCCGCACUUCCACGCCUGCCCAUCUUUUGAGCCGAUGUGCGACCCUUUCGAUAUAGGAUCAUUCAUUCAGCUCAAAAGUGCCUAGCCGGUCGCAGGACUUGCACCUCUGGUUACACACAAUUGCGCUGUACCCGUUGUCGUUGUAUCCUCUUAUCUCGAUGGGCACCUUCCUGCUAUCCCAAAACCGUUUUCCACAGGUAUUGUUAUUACACAUAAAUCUGCCCAUGACGUGGGUAAACUGCCCAUGGUGGAAGUUGUCGUCGUCAGCGUCUUCAUUAAACCAUGUCGAGGAUAU